GGCUGUAAACAGAAUCCUUCGACUAUGUGGACGGAGACAAUUUUGUAGAAUAUGUGUCCCUCUAGUUUGCGGCUGUUCGCUGAUGCUCUAACGGCCAUGAUGGAUAUGGGCAGAAGAGUAACCCUGUACUGUACAUUUUAUAGUGUGUUGUUAGCCCUGAGAGGGGCGACACAGUGUGGAGCCCCCCCAAGGUGACAGAUGGUGAUGUCACUUCCUGUGCUGUAGCUGGCUCCUGCAGAGACUUUUAUUAAGAUGACUUCUGAGGCAACUAUUGCUCCAUCCAGGAACAGACUCCCAAACCAAGGCUACAGAGACUACUACUGGCUGCGCUCUUUUGUGGCAGGAGGUGUUGCAAGCUGCUGUGCAAAAACCACCAUUGCACCUUUGGACAGGAUCAAGAUUUUGCUACAAGCACAAAAUGUCCACUACAGGCAUUUGGGCGUCCUAUCUACAGUAUUCGCAGUCAGACAGAAAGAGGGGAUCCUGGGGCUGUAUAAAGGGAACGGAGCAAUGAUGAUCAGGAUCUUUCCAUAUGGGGCCAUACAGUUUAUGGCUUUUGACAAAUACAAAAAGUUAAUACGCAAGAAAAUUGGCAAGUCGGAACAUGUGCAUAGACUAAUGGCAGGAUCAAUGGCAGGCAUCACCGCUGUUAUAUGCACUUACCCCCUGGAUAUGGUCAGAGUACGUCUUGCAUUUCAAGUGAAGGGAGAACACCGAUACAAUGGCAUCAUACAUGCUUUCAAAACUAUAUACACAAAGGAAGGAGGUUUCCGUGGAUAUUACAGGGGACUUGUGCCCACCAUUGUAGGAAUGGCUCCUUAUGCAGGAUUUUCAUUUUUUACCUUUGAAACCUUGAAGACUACUGGACUCCAGCAUGCUCCAGAGCUACUUGGGAAACCAAGCUCGGACAAUCCAGACGUUUUGGUACUGAAGACGCCGGCUAGCUUGUUAUGUGGUGGCAUUGCAGGAGCAAUUGCCCAGACUAUCUCUUAUCCUCUAGAUGUAACACGCCGUCGGAUGCAGUUGGCAGCCAUACUACCAGAUUCUGACAAGUGCCGGACAAUGCUUCAAACCCUAAAAUAUGUCUGCAGAGAGCAUGGUAUAAGGAGAGGACUGUAUCGAGGCUUAUCUCUCAACUACAUCCGCUGCAUUCCCUCUCAGGCUGUGGCCUUUACUACCUAUGAGUUUAUGCGACAAGUUUUGCACUUAAACUAGUGUUUUUCAACUCUACUGUAACAUGAUUAUAGCACAUGUAGCAUUGUACAGUGUAAGGAUAUUGUUAUAUAAGAGAUAGAGAUAUUUUUCAGAAUGGCUUCCCUGGUUUAGCUACAACUUGGGAUAUGACUGAUUUUAGAACAAAACUAAAUUAAACAAAGUUGGUCUAUGCAGGAUCAUUGUAGCAAAAUUAUAAAGUAAAUUACUAUUGUUUUUUGUAAAACACAAACUUUUUUUAGAGUGAUUUUAUAAAGAUGUCUAAUAUCUUAAAUUAAUAAUUCUAAUCUUAAAUUAAUAAUUCUAGCUAUAACAGUAGAGUUUUGUUUUUCAAAUGAUAUAAAAAUAGAACAUUUUUGUCUUCAGUAAUUAUGAGUUUUAGUGUAAUUGUUGCAAUACACAAUUCUUGCACCAGUGCCUCCACUACUGAUGCCAUUUGUUUAUAGUUGGUCAUAUAUUUCAAGAUCAUUUUUUUUAUGAUUUUUACAACAACUGUAUGUUAAAUACACCAAGUCAGGAUUUGUAAUGCAAAGGGCGUGGGAUAAUACCCACAUCUUCCUUUAAAUGUGGACUUAUACCAGUUCACUUAUAGUCAUGGUGUCACAUACCAUCUAGUGGUUACAUUUUGCUGGCAUGUUAAAGGAUCAGAUUUAAACUUUGACCUUUCACAUUCCCGGUUUGUACACUUAGUGUGUGUGUGUGGUGUACGGAGCGGUCUCAUACUAACGUCAUUAACCACCAUUAUUAGUGUGUGUUCACUUUGGUGCUGUCAUAUGCAGCUGAAACUCAGGUCUUUGUACGUGUUGGGUUCAUGUGACCGGCAGUUGGGAGACCACUGGUCACCAUGCCGACGGUGGGAUCCCGGCUUUUAGAUGGAUGAGGGAAAUAUAGCGCAAGAAAGUCCCUUGCACCCUCUUGCUGUGUUCACCACGCAGUGGGUUUGGUGGCUCACUGCGCUAUUCCCUUCCCCCUCUGUGGGUGUCGUAAAUAGUCUCUAUUGUUCGACAUGUCGUCCUUCGGGCUGUUCACUAUGUGGGAUCCUGGCGUCGGUAUAGUGACCCGACCGCUGGUUACAUAACCACAUCCCCUUUGUACCCCUUCCUAUCUGACAUCCCCUCAGUUAUGUCCUAUUAUUCUGUAGUUUGAAUGAACAGUGAGCAGUAGUAUUAAGCUGACUACAUUAGUGUUGUUUUAAGCAGUAUUUCCAGAGAACAAAUGACCCGUAGGAACAAGUAUCUCUAGUACUAUAGUAUUUAUAUUGUAAGCAGGUAAUGGGCCACACCAGAAACAUGUCAUUUUAUUCUGUUACUCGAGUCAUUAUCUGAUUUGAAUGCAUUCUGUUUCAUUAGCUCUCUCCUCAGCAAUACAACACUGUACUAUCUGCACCUACUGCUGCCACAUUUACUGUCAAAUCAACAGACAGCUGAGAUGAAAAGCAGUAUUUUCUCUGUGAUAAACCACCUGACCUCUCACGCAUUUUUCGGGAACGCUGCACAGCUCCGCCCACUACCUGCCCCCAAAUUGCUGCAGCCUGUUAAUCAGACUUCGGGUCAGGGGGCACAGCCUGUAACGACACAGGAGAAUGGUCCUGUGCAGGCACCCCACUAUGGGAGAUGUAAACAAACCAUUAAGCCUUAUGUACUUAAUGAGCAUAACUAUAGCACUCCUUUUAUACUAUACUUUGUGCCAGUGAGGCCAAAAGUUUCUUAUUGAGACACUGUGCAAAAUUAUUACAUUAGGGUCAGUUAUGUGGUGCUCAGGGUUGUGAUUCCAUUUGUCACAUAUUUUAUGAUUGGGAGCCGCCAGCAUUGGCUUUUCAAGCACUUGAACCAUCAAUAAUCUGAUGUGGUCAUAGACCACCAACCAGUGGCACCCCUGCAAGUGCCCCCAGGGGGCUACGGGCACCCUGUUUUGGAACCACUGCUUUAUGCUAUACUUGCUUUUUUCUUUUUAGAUCUUUUUUCAAGACUUAAUGUUGAAAUGUAUGUGAAAUGUGUGUAUACAGCUCCAUUCCCUCAGGUUAUAGUUUUUGACUGUAAACGGUACAUGCUUUUGCCAUGCUUCAAGAACAUUCUGUAUACUUGAUUUAAUGCUUUUGUGUACAAGGCCUGAUGGGGCAUUUUGAAGAUACCAUAUAUUCUUUGUACUGCUCAACUAAAAUGCAUUUCCACUAUUCCAGGAAGUAUGUGUGAUUAUCACGACUUUCAAUCAAGACCAUAUUCAUAAUUAAACUUUAGUGUAGCUGUCAUUCAGUAUUCGUUUGUUUUACACUAUUUUAAUAGAUACAUCAUUAUAUGUAAAACCAGCAAAACUGUUUAAUCUAGCAGUAGAGGCAAUCCGCAACGUCUCUCCUAUUGUGUAUAUAGUCUUACCUGUGAACAAAUCUCCUGUACUUUUUGCUUUUUUGUUUUUAUAUCAGAUUGGCGCCGAAUAUUAAUUAUGUGACGCUGUGACACUGAAUACCAUGAUUGCUACUAUUUUGUCCACAUCUGUAGAAGACAUUGUUUUUAAAAUCAUGUCACUGUUACUGCACUGUUCCAUUCUUACAACAUUAAAUUUGAAUCAAAUUCUAA
Pseudophryne corroboree (corroboree frog) is the source of this 3785-nucleotide messenger RNA. RefSeq names its product solute carrier family 25 member 16 (gene SLC25A16). The record is from RefSeq and is a predicted model, not a curated record. Gene Ontology annotation, cellular component: mitochondrial inner membrane. Gene Ontology annotation, biological process: mitochondrial coenzyme A transmembrane transport. Lineage: Eukaryota; Metazoa; Chordata; Amphibia; Anura; Myobatrachidae. Gene Ontology annotation, molecular function: coenzyme A transmembrane transporter activity. The coding region runs from base 253 to 1215 and encodes 320 amino acids. The transcript is spliced from 11 exons.